AUGAACCACGAUGAGAAGCUCGCCCGCCAAACCCGGGAGGCCGUAGACAUGGCCUUUCGCUACCAUGGCACCCCGUCUGGCUCUAUAACGAGCGAUGAAUUUCUUGGAGGGUUGGGUCCACAACGAGGUACAGAGUUGUGCAUGGCUGUGGAGUUAAUGUUUUCCCUCUCCUGGCUGCAUCGUCUCUUCGGUGACAACGACUACGCCGAUCUCACAGAGCAGGCAGCUUUCAAUGCCCUACCAGGGGGUAUUUCGCCGGACUGGUGGACCCAUCAAUAUGUAACCCAGUCCAAUCAGCCAUGGAUCAAGCGACUGGACGGUCGACCCUUCUAUGAUGUGAGCCCGUAUGGCAAUAUCUUCGGACUGGAACCAGACUACGUAUGUAAAGCCCUGCACUUUUCCCGAUGUGAUCAAGUGUAUAUGCCCGAAAUUUAUUGGCUGACCUUUCGAGAUAAUGUAGCCGUGCUGCUUGGUGGCAAUGGCCUGAUCCAUCGCUUCCUCAUCCCUGCUGAGACCUCCAUAGAGCUCGAUGGGGGACAUGCCUCCGUCACAGCCGAUACUCACUAUCCAUUUGACCAGAUAAUCAGUUAUAAGUUCACUACCACAAAGAGCUUCGAUUUCUAUACUCGACUUCCUAGCUGGGCGACGGCAUCCUCGCGCGCCAACCUGCCAGGUGGACGUGUAAUCCCCCUAGUGCGCGAACACGACGACGUCUUCCAUUUCACAGUUCCAACCGGGUCGUCGCAAGUCACUGUCACGCUUGGUACUGAAGUCCGGGUCGUAAACCGGCCGUUAUCCUCUGCCGUCUCCAUCUACUGGGGUUCGUUGCUCUACGCCCUCGAUAUCGCCUACACCGAGACUAGCACAGCACCCACUCAUUGGAAAAAGAACGUGGAUCCUUUGCCAACGGAUUCAACGUACCCCCAACUUCGCGAUCGUAUGCUCAUUCCCAAGGAGGAAGCUGAGUGGCGAGUGGCUAUUGAUCCCUCUCAGAUCGUCACACACUGGGCUAAUCGCGACACGGACCCAGAAAGCCCACUUCCUAACCCGAUAUACGCGCGUGGCGCCCCGCCGAUGGUUAUCUCGGUUGCGGCGACCCGGAUUGCAUGGCCGGUGGUGAACGGGGCUGCGCAUGGAGUCCCAACAGAGGUCACUACCGAGGUUAUAUGUAGUGCAUUCGAAUGCGAAUCUUCCCUCCUUUACAGAGGAAAAGUAGCAAACUUAUGA
Molecule: messenger RNA, 1227 nt
Organism: Aspergillus oryzae RIB40
Lineage: Eukaryota; Fungi; Ascomycota; Eurotiomycetes; Eurotiales; Aspergillaceae
Source: RefSeq, a predicted model, not a curated record